This is a messenger RNA of Synchiropus splendidus (mandarinfish), 674 nucleotides long. RefSeq names its product CDGSH iron-sulfur domain-containing protein 3, mitochondrial-like. The transcript has 3 exons. Gene Ontology annotation, molecular function: 2 iron, 2 sulfur cluster binding. The record is from RefSeq and is a predicted model, not a curated record. Gene Ontology annotation, cellular component: intracellular membrane-bounded organelle. NCBI's taxonomy places the organism in Eukaryota, Metazoa, Chordata, Actinopteri, Syngnathiformes, Callionymidae. The coding region runs from base 114 to 509 and encodes 131 amino acids.
UUCUAACAUUUCUCUCAUCAGUUUCCAACACGCGAGUCUACAUCAAACAGUAAUAUCUGGAGAAGUACAGACUGAAACCGCACUGUGAAAAGUAGCUGUCACAACCCGACGCCAUGAAUUGCGUGCUGGCAGCUGCACUGCGCAGAGGAUGUUUGCUGACUCGACGGCGACCUCUUUUGGUGCCAGACUCCAGAGUGACGCUGCCGUCCUGUCCUCAGUCCACCGACCAGCCCAUCGCUGCUGCCCGCCUGCCCUUCAGGGUCAAAGUGUCAGCCGGGAAACGCUACGCCUGGUGUGCAUGUGGACACAGCAAUAAACAGCCUUUCUGCGACGGGGCUCACAGGACAAAGGCCCCAAGCAUUUCUCCACUGCGCUUCACCCCAGACAAAGACCAGAAAGUUCUGCUCUGUGCCUGCAAGCAAACCAGAAACGGCCCCUACUGCGACGGCUCCCACUUAAAAGUCAUCGUCCGAGACAUUGUCAAGUCUGUAAAAAGUGUCUUUAAAUGAGGGCCUUUAUAUAAGAUCAAGAGGAGAAAAGAACGGUCUUCCGGAGACGUUCUUUGAAACUGUAAUCAAAUGUGCCUUUUGCCCGUCUUUUCUAUGCAUGUGCCAAACAUUCUAAUGAUGCUUUUGAAUAAAAUGGUGUAUAAUAAAAUCUGAUCUCUAGAUCUG